Camelus dromedarius (Arabian camel) is the source of this 4249-nucleotide messenger RNA. It is a transcript of the gene PAQR9, whose product is annotated as progestin and adipoQ receptor family member 9. NCBI's taxonomy places the organism in Eukaryota, Metazoa, Chordata, Mammalia, Artiodactyla, Camelidae. The transcript has a single exon. Bases 363 to 1496 code for a protein of 377 amino acids. Gene Ontology annotation, cellular component: membrane. The record is from RefSeq and is a predicted model, not a curated record. Gene Ontology annotation, molecular function: signaling receptor activity.
GCAGCAGCGCCGCCGCCGCCGCCGCCGCCGCCGCCGCCGCCGCAGUCAGCCGCGCCGCCGCCGCUGCUGCCGCAGCGCGGGCGGCCGCGAGCAGGUAGCAGGGAGCCUGGCGAAGGGGCCGCCGAGCCCGGCGCGCUCCUGCCAGUCGCUGCGCGGCUUAGAAAUUGAUGAUUCUUUUUUUUUUUUUUUUUAAUUUAUUUAUUUAGGAACGGUUGCUCCGAGGCUCAGGUCUUCCCUUGAACCUGCAGCGACGCGCCCGGCGCGUGCACAAAGGCUCCGACGGCGGCCGGCGGGGACUGGCGAGCCCGCGGGAGCCGGCGCCAGAGGUCGCCUGUGCGCGCCCUAGUCAAGCCCCGGGCACCAUGCCGCGGCGCCUGCAGCCCCGGAGCGCGGGCACAAAAGGCCCGCCCGGCACGACCGCGGCGGCUUCAGAGGCCGCCUCGCGCCCCCACCCCUCGGCCCCCGGGGACCCUCCGGCAUCCGCCAAGCCGCUGCUGCGCUGGGACGAGGUGCCCGACGACUUCGUGGAGUGCUUCAUCCUGUCGGGCUACCGGCGGCUGCCGUGCACGGCGCAGGAGUGCCUAGCCUCGGUGCUGAAGCCUACCAACGAGACGCUCAACUUCUGGACGCACUUCAUCCCGCUGCUGCUGUUCCUGAGCAAGUUCUGCCAUCUGUUCUUCCUGAGCGGCCGCGACGUGCCCUUCCACCACCCAUGGCUGCUGCCGCUGUGGUGCUACGCGUCGGGGGUGCUGCUGACCUUCGCCAUGAGCUGCACGGCACACGUGUUCAGCUGCCUGUCGCUGCGCCUGCGCGCCGCCUUCUUCUACCUGGACUACGCGUCCAUCAGCUACUACGGCUUCGGCAGCACGGUGGCAUACUACUACUACUUGCUGCCGGGCCUGAGUUUGCUGGACGCCAGGGUGAUGACCCCGUACGUACAGCAGCGUCUGGGCUGGCACGUGGACUGCACCGGCCUCAUCGCCGCCUACCGCGCGCUCGUGCUGCCCGUGGCCUUCGUGCUGGCCGUGACCUGCACGGUGGCCUGCUGCAAGAGCCGCACUGACUGGUGCUCUUACCCGUUCGCGCUGCGCACCUUUGUCUUCAUCAUGCCCCUGAGCAUGGCCUGCCCCAUUAUGCUCGAGAGCUGGCUCUUCGACUUGCGCGGCGAGAACCCCACGCUCUUCCUGCAUUUCUACCGCCGCUACUUCUGGCUGGUGGUGGCGGCCUUCUUCAACGUGAGCAAGAUCCCCGAGCGCAUCCAGCCAGGCCUCUUCGACAUCAUCGGCCACAGCCACCAGCUCUUCCACAUCUUCACUUUCCUCAGCAUCUACGACCAGGUGUACUACGUAGAGGAGGGCCUGCGCCAGUUCCUCAAGGCGCCACCUGACGCGCCCACCUUCUUGGGCACCGUGGGCUACAUGCUGUUGUUGGUCGUCUGUCUGGGGCUGGUCAUCAAGAAGUUCCUCAGCAGCGCCGAAUUCUGCAGUAAAAAGUGAGCCUCCGCCUCCGAGGAGGCGGCCGGCUCAGCCUACCUGUUUGUUUGGAGUUUCUGUUGUUGCUGUUGUUGGUUUGUUUUCAAGUUUUGUUGUGUUUCCUUCUUUGCUCCAGGACGGUGCUGCAAAACCACAGGGAAAAAUUCAAGGGGGUCUCAGUGCUUUGGGCCUUUGGAAGAUGGAGGUGGGUUAAUCAGGAGGGAGAGAGCAGCUGGUUCUUGCCCCUGAAAAAAAAUUCAGGUGGUGUCUGUGACAUCCAGGGAUUUUUCUAAGGCAGCGAAUAAAACCCCAAACAUUUCGAUUUUCCCGUCAUCUUCUCUGCCAGAGGUAAUAACAAGUAGCUCUUGUGAGGUCAGGCCUGCGGUAAAGACGGUAAGUAGACAAAAUCCCUGGCUACUUCCAUUUCAGUCUGAGGAAUGCUUGGAUUUGUCAAAGAAUAGAGCUUUGUAGGACGCAAGCAUGAAGACACAAACCCAGGGCUUAACCUACUAGAAAAUGCAUGGAAUGUGAACACACGUUAAUUAUUUCAAAAUGUUUCUCAUACGUUAUUUAAAUAGUAAUAUAUACAACGAUUUUUCGUAAUUUAUGAAAGCCCGUGAUCUGCACUGAAUUUUCUUUGUCAUGUAGUUUUGAGUUUUUGCAGCCCGUCUGCACUGCGUACUCUUGAACUGGACAUCAGGGCAAGCUGCUUGAGCGUUCUCACUUUUUUAAACAGUAUUUUUUGAAGGCCUGUGUGUGUCAUGAUAUAACUGUGAUUUCUCCUACCUUAGGAACUCUGGUUAAACUAUUGGAAAGGAGCUCGGUUUGUAUAGAUCCCAGUUUCCUGUUUACUUUCAUGUAUUCCACAAAUCCCAUCCUAUUUUUUUGUUUGUUUGUUUUUAAUCUUAAUUUUUCCUUCUCUACUAAUUUAAAUUGCCACUGGAAUAAAUGUGCCUUUUGAAGCAAUGCCCAAGUGACUGGUCCUCACACACAGCUUCUUGCAUGGGGAGAGCAGUAGGAGUAAGCUGUUCGUAUUUCCUUACAAAUCAAGGUUUGACAUUCCACCCAGGAGGGAAGGAAGGUGCUGUUGGUUGUCAGUUUGGGGUAGGACCGAAAGUGGCUUACCAGGACAUGCAGAGCAUUUGACUUCUCUGCAAGGGGAAGACGCCAGCCCACUACUGUGGCUGUGGUUCUUAAUGCAGCCAUCAUGAAAGGUGAGAGGACACUGUUCUAGACUGAGCCCAUCUAGCCUUGCUUAAAAUUAAAAUUGUAAUAUUCAGGAAUAAAUAUGGCAGUUAUAUUAUGAAAGUCAGGAGGAUGUUACUUGGGUCGUAACUGAAAAUUUUGAGCUGCAUAAGGUUACCUUGGCCUAGUUAAGCACUAAACUCUUGUUUGGAUCCAGACCAUGGAGAUGAAUGGCAGGUACCCUAAAUCGCUGGAAAAUUAGUGAACACGCUCCUGAGAUCCUGUCUGACAACCACAUUGGCCAGUGUUACGAGAAUAAGCGCUAACCAGGACCUGAAGUGGCAACUCUAGAUGAACACAAACCACGAAGUUGGCUAAUUUAAAUACUUAUCGCACUUCCUGACAAGUUUUUUUGGUUAAGAGCCGAAUAAGUCAUUGAAUGAGGAAGCCUUGACUUCAGUGGUAUGAUUUAGAUAAAGCACAUAAGGUGGAUGAACACUUACCUCAGCAGCGGUAGGCUGGCACUCCUACCAAGACUGCUGUUUUUGUUUAUGCUUUUAAUCCCUACUGUAUUUGUAAACAGGGAGGCUCAGCACAAUUCCCCGGAGGAACCAGUAUCCUUGUGUGUUCAUUUGCAUACAGAAGAUAACUAUAUAUGGCUAUAUUUAACUUAGGACUUCUUAAUGGGAUCACAAAUAACACUUUGCACGUUUGCUGAUGGGUGUCAGUGUCUCUUUCGCAAAGUGCAAGAGAUUCUUUUCAGGUUACAGAGGCUGAAUAAUUGUGCCUGCCACAGUUGUUAUUCCUCAGCUGUGAAGUAAUUCAGUACCUGCAUUCAAGGACAACUGUGGAAAUCAGGAUGUUUCCACAGGCAAACUUAACUUGCAUGUCAUUGUUGUCUCUUCUGGAGCCCCAGAGACUGUUAGUUUGGUGACUAGAAAAACAGGUUGAGGAGUAUUUUGGAUCCUCCUUGUAAAAUGGGACCUUCUUUUUCAAAAGAAACUUUCUAGAGACAGACUGUUAGAAAAGAGUCGAUGAGUUUGAGAACAGGAAAUAAACCCUGUAUCUGUCAUUUUAAAUUUUUGUUGGAGAACUUCCGGGUCCUCAGACGGAAUUCUCUUCUUGCUCUGUGUCUUUGUCCUUAAGCAGAGGCCACUUAAGGAUAAAAUUAUACCCAUAUCACUUUCCAGUGAUUAUGAUGCAUGAGCCCAGUAAGAUGACACGCUUUUCUCCUGGAAGGUUUCAGCAGCGAAAGCUCACUUUACUUCCUAGACUUUUCCUUCCUGCACUUCCCCUUUCUCAUUCCACCUUAGCUUUUAUAGACCACACACAACAUUGACAGAGGACAUUCUAGUUGAAAACAGCGGUUUGGCUUCAUUUCAUGUCUCCAAAUAGGUACUGUAUACACUGCCUAAGACCAGGGAUGAUGUGUGCAGCUUUAGGUGUUAUUUGCUAAAUUUUAUCGGAUUUCUGUCAGGAUAAAUGAUAUUUUAGAAUCAGCAAAUACUUACUCUGUCUCCACAUUCACAUGGAGCUAUCCAGGUAUAUUACAUAUUUCAGGGGUACUAGGGCAAGCUGGAUAAAAUCUCUUU